Molecule: messenger RNA, 2282 nt
Organism: Helianthus annuus (common sunflower)
Lineage: Eukaryota; Viridiplantae; Streptophyta; Magnoliopsida; Asterales; Asteraceae
Product: cysteine-rich receptor-like protein kinase 2
Exons: 8
Coding region: 157-2112 (651 amino acids)
Biological process (GO): protein phosphorylation
Molecular function (GO): protein kinase activity; ATP binding
Source: RefSeq, a predicted model, not a curated record
CCAAAUUCAAGUUUGAACAUAAGACUUAUGGAGGCACUCCAUAUAAAUAUAAACUAUCAUUCACUCUGCUCUGUUCCAAUCAACCAAAAUUUCACAAUCCAAAUGUAUCCAAAAGCUACAACUAACUACUUACACAAGUCUAACAUUCACUAGAAGAUGAAGAAAUCAACACAUACAACUUUGAUUUUCAUCACUUUGAUCAUAAUCUCAUUACUAGUAUCUAAAUCCAAAGGGGAUGCCAGAACCGAAAUCAUCGAAAUGAAAUGUGAUGAAGGCGUUCACAACAAUAGUACGCUUUUCGUCGCAAACUUUAUUCGUGCAACCGAAAUAACCACCAAUGAAAUGCAGACUUCACAUUUCUCAACAGCAGUCGUAGGCACCGGGCCCAACACGAACUAUCUACUCACCCAAUGCUAUGAAGAUCUCUCUUCACAAGAUUGCAUGUUAUGUUAUGCGCAAAUUCGUACUUAUUUCCCUAGUUGCUUCCCACAUAGCGGGGGCCGCAUUUAUCUUGACGGGUGCUUUAUGCGGCUCCAAAACUAUAGCUUUUUCGGGGAGUAUGCUAGCCCGAAUGAUACUACGAUUUGUGGGAAUACGACAAGAAAGGGUGCGUUGUUUCAAGAGUCAACAAGUCGAGCAGUGGCGAAUGCUGUCACGGGUGCAUUAAGCAAUAGUGAUUAUUUUGCUAGGGGAGAAAUGUUGGUGAUGGGUACUAAUGAUUCGGUUUAUGUGUUGGCGGAAUGUUGGAAGACUUUGAGCCCGAGUUCUUGUAGGGUGUGUUUGGAUAAUGCAUCCAUAUCGAUAACAAAAUGCUCAUCGUGGUCUGAGGGUCGUGUGUUGAAUGCGGGGUGUUUUAUGAGGUAUUCGGAUACUAAUUUUCUCAAUCCUAUGCCAGCCACAAGCAGAUCUAGCCGGAGGACAAUAGCUAUUGUAGUUUCUGCUUUUAGUUCUGUUGUGGUUCUAGCAGUUGCUUUGGUGGUCAUUUUAUAUAUCCGGAGACGUAGAUAUGUACAGCAGAGGAGAAACGGUUCUUAUGAUGCUGAGGAAAUGGCCAAAAUUCUUAAGGACAUUAGCUUGAACUUCAAAUACUCCACUAUUGAAAACGCUACCGGAAAUUGGGAUGAAUCCAAUAAGCUAGGACAAGGAGGAUUUGGGACCGUAUACAAGGGUGUUCUUUCAGAUGGACGAGAAAUAGCUGUGAAAAGGCUUUUCUACAACAACAAAUUUAGAGCAGCGGAUUUUUAUAAUGAAGUCAACAUGAUUAGCAGUGUUGAACACAAAAAUCUAGUCAGACUAUUAGGUUGCAGCUGUUCAGGGCCUGAAAGCAUUCUUGUAUACGAAUAUCUACCCAACAUGAGUCUCGACCUCUUCAUUUUUGAUGAAACUAAAGGCCGGGACUUAAGCUGGGAUAAGAGAUUAAAGAUUAUAAUCGGUAUAGCAGAAGGCUUGGUUUACCUCCAUGAAAAUACCACAACUCGGAUUAUUCACAGGGAUAUUAAAGCAUCUAACAUCUUACUAGACUUGAGGUUUCGUCCCAAAAUAGCUGAUUUCGGGUUAGCCAGAUCUUUUCCAGUUGAUAAGAGCCACAUCAGCACCGCCAUUGCAGGAACACUAGGAUAUAUGGCUCCAGAGUACCUAGCCCAUGGUCAGUUAACUGAAAAGGCAGAUGUUUAUAGCUUUGGUGUGUUACUUUUGGAGGUGGUUACUGGAGUGGCAAACAACACAAGCAAAAGUACAGAAUAUAACGACAGCUUAGUGACUACGGCAUGGAAGCAUUUCAAGCAAGGUAAAGUGGAGGAAAUAUUUGACCCAAACCUGAUGAUGCAUAUUAGUCCCAACAUAAAGUUCCAAAAAGAGGCCAUAAAAGUGGUACACAUUGGACUUCUUUGCACCCAAGAAUCUCCAUCUUUAAGACCAUCCAUGUCAGCAGCACUAAAAAUGUUAGCAACAAAUGAUGAACCUAUACCUGCCCCCACUAAUCCCCCUUUUAUAGAUGAAGGAACCAUGGAGCUUAAUAACAACAUGACUCAAAGGUUACUGAAUACCUCCAACACUGAUGAUUCUAGUUCAGUAUCACACACAUUGACGGAUCUUGAACUUAGUUUUCGGUAAAAUCACGUGGGUUUGAGGACUAUUGGAUCACAGUUUUUUCUUACUUUGUUAGCUAGGUAAUGUGCUAUGGUUACUAUGUAAUGAAAGCCGGAUCCUGACCGCUAUACAAUGUAUAUUUCUGUAAAGUUGUGUAAAUGUCAUUAAAUUAUCAAAGCUUGUUGUUUAAAAUA